Molecule: messenger RNA, 1010 nt
Organism: Struthio camelus australis
Lineage: Eukaryota; Metazoa; Chordata; Aves; Struthioniformes; Struthionidae
Source: RefSeq, a predicted model, not a curated record
UGCAAUGUUUUGUCUUCUAGAUUCAUCUGCAUUUAUCCAGCUUAUUUAAAUAACAAGAAGACAAUAGCAGAAGGAAGAAGGAUACCUAUAGACAAAGCUGUUGAAAAUCCAACAUCUACAGAAAUCCAAGAUGUGUGUGCAGCAGUUGGAUUCAACGUGCUUGUAGAGAAAAAUAAGAUGUAUCCUAGAGAGUGGAACCGUGAUGUGCAGUACAGGGGUAGAGUACGAAUUCAACUCAAACAAGAAGAUGGCAACCCGUGUUUACCUCAGUUUCCAACACGUAAAUCAGUGAUGCUGUAUGCUGCAGAAACCAUUCCCAAACUGAAGACAAGAACACAAAAAAUGGGAGGUAGCGAGCAAAGUCUCCAGCAAGGAGAAGGAGGCAAAAAAGGCAAAGGGAAGAAAAAGAAAUGAGCCUACAUCUGGAAUAACUGUUACUUUACAUAGCUGUGCUUACUACAGAUAUGGAUGGACACGUUACUGAUUGCAACUUUGAAGUGAAAGAUACCGGAGGGAAGGAGGAAGAAAAAAAAAAAAACAAAAAACCCCACAGGUGAAGCUGAAUAGAACUGCCUGCUUUUUCCGGCACUGGAAUGCAUGUAACUGCCUCAUCUCUGUGUCACAGCAAAUCUAUCUACAUACAGCCUGCAAGUCAAAAGCUAACAUGCAGUUCUGAAGGUGAAAGAACAUAAGCAAAUGGGGUGGCUGGGAGAAUUACUCUUUCCAGAAGAACUACGCAGUGUUAUUCAGCUUUUUUUAAAAACAAACAAACAAACUUAUGCAGACUAGAUACCGGAAAACUGAUUGCCUUAGUACACCAUUUCUCUAUGCUAGUUAAGUGACUAUUUUAAUUCUGAAUGGUCUGUGUUGCUAAAAGAAAAAUGUAAAUGAGUGAAAUUGAUUCUGUAAACUUUCCUUGCUAAUUAUCUUUCACAACUGUCAAGUGUACUAAUAAAGGCAACAAGUUAAUUUUGAAAAAUCUAAUUAUAUAAACACUUUUGUGAAGAGCA